Messenger RNA from Callithrix jacchus (white-tufted-ear marmoset), 177 nucleotides. The record is from RefSeq and is a predicted model, not a curated record. NCBI's taxonomy places the organism in Eukaryota, Metazoa, Chordata, Mammalia, Primates, Cebidae.
AUGGACACCCACAAGGAUGUGCAACCUCCAAAGCAGGAACCAAUAAUAUAUAUCUGUGGAGAAUGUCACACAGAAAAUCAAAUAAAAUCUAGGGAUCCAAUUAGAUGCAGAGAAUGUGUAUACAGAAUAAAGUACAAGAAAAGGACUAAAAGAUUGGUCAUUUUUGAUGCUCGAUGA